AACAGCCUAAACUUUCUACACCCUGCAAAUGUAGAAGAAGUUCAUUUCAAAAUAAACGAAAAUACUCAAAAAAUUGAUGUGGCGCUGGAAGAAACACCCUUUAUAGCAUGUCAGCCAUAGCCAAUGGGAGGGAUCGUUUAUAUUUGAUGAGACAUGGCGGGGUAGGUUGUUGGGAUUUUAAUUUCAUAUCCAGAGAUCUUUAGUUCGCACAUCUACCCAUUUUGACAAAAAAGUAUGGUCAUUAAGAUUAUACCUACACAUUGGAAGUGCUUUGCUAUUAAAACCAAGUCCACAUUUUGAACGGCGCAGAGCAAUCCCUUUAGCUAAUGUUCACAAUGGCUCCAUCUUCUCCUCCUGCAGUCAUUCAUUUCAUCCUCCUCUCGGUAACCCUUCUCUCAGUUUCCUGUCUACCCUUACCCCUUGAAUCGACAUCCAAAGCAAAACCCCUCAUCUUGCCAAUUAAGAAAGACCCAGAAACCAAUGUGUUCUACACCACAAUUGGCCUAGGAACUCCCCAACACAACACAGAUCUCGCCAUUGAUCUUGGCGGAGAGAACCUCUAGCACGACUGCAGCACAAAACGCUACAACUCUUCCUCCAAGUGUAUAGUUGUCUGUGAGUCAAAGAAAUGCCCCUAAAACGCUUCAUGCAUUGCCACUGGCUGCAUUGGCCCUUAUAAACCAGGUUGUGCAAUCAACGAUUGUGUUAUGACAAUGAGCAACCCAUUAGGUCAAUUCAGAACCAGCAAUUCAAUGGUCGAGGACGUGAUAUCCUUGCCUCCCACAUACGUACCUGGCUUUCUUGCUGGCUGCGUUGAUCUGGAUGUUGACAUCUCUGGCCGUGCUUUGCAAGGUUUACCCAAAAGAACCAUAGGGAUCGUAGGCUUUUCACGGUCAAAACUUUCAUUUCCAUCACAACUUGUUUUGGCUAAUAAGCUUCCUCCCAUCUUCUCUCUCUGCUUCCCUUCUUCAAAUAACUUGAAAGGAUUUCGUAAGAUCUUCAUUGGAGCUGCUGCUGGUGGCCAUUCUCAACUUGAAUCCAAGUUUCUCCAAAACACCGCCCUUGUUGUCAACCCCGUUGCCACUACUGCUGUGUCUAUAGACGGUGCUCCCUCUAUCGAAUACUUCAUUGAUGUGAGAUCAAUAAAGAUCGAUGGCCAUGUUGUCAACUUAAACCCUUCUCUGCUGUCCAUUGACAAGAAUGGAAAUGGGGGUACGAAAAUCAGCACUGUGACUCCAUGGACUGAAUUGCAUAGUUCUCUCUACAAACCUUUUGUGCAAGAUUUUGUGAAGAAGGCAGCAGGAAGGAGAAUGAAGAGAGUGGCAUCAGAGGCACCGUUUGAUGCAUGCUUCGAUUCAAGCACCAUUGAGAAUUCUGUCACUGGUCUGGUUGUGCCAGUCAUUGACCUGGUGCUAGCUGGGGGAGUGGAGUGGAGUAUUCAUGGAGCCAAUUCCAUGGUGAUGGCAGGCAAAAAUGUUGCGUGUCUUGCAUUUGUAAAUGGAGGGAUGAAAGCAAAACUGUCUUCUGUUGAAACAUCUAUUGUUAUUGGGGGGCAUAGUUAGAGAACAAUCUUUUGGUGAUUGAUGAGGCUUCGUCAAGAUUAAGCUUUAGCUCCUCUCUUUUACUUCGAAACGUAACGUGCUCCCAUGUUUAAAUCGUGUUCUACAACGUUAAAAGCACAGGAGUUAUCUAUCACUCAUUGUCUGUCUUUUACGUCGUACUGUACAUCUUUGUAUACUAAUAAA
Messenger RNA from Vigna angularis (adzuki bean), 1745 nucleotides. Its product is annotated as probable aspartic proteinase GIP2. The transcript has a single exon. Gene Ontology annotation, molecular function: aspartic-type endopeptidase activity. The record is from RefSeq and is a predicted model, not a curated record. Lineage: Eukaryota; Viridiplantae; Streptophyta; Magnoliopsida; Fabales; Fabaceae. Bases 708 to 1562 code for a protein of 284 amino acids. Gene Ontology annotation, biological process: proteolysis.